AUGAAAAGGUAUUUAGCUCUGGCAGUAACUAAAGCUACUAGGAACGGCCAGCCGUUGAAGCAAGGCUCACAGUUUGUAGCUCACAGCGUUUCAGCUUUCAGUACAGGCCGAUCAAAUGCUGUAGAGCACAAGCAGGUGUGGAACAAUUCAGACGUGCAUCUUGGCACCGAAGAAAAGUCAACGCACGGUAGCAAUGAGGAUGAGGGAUUACCGUGGUAUUUGCGCGAUGAUAUAGCUUCGAGUAGUAUUGAGAAAAAGGUAGUCGAGCUUCCUCCCGUGCCUGAAGGAGCGCCGUCGACUGUCGCUGAAUUUUUAAAUCUCUUAAGUAAUGACUAUGGGUUGAGAGAUAUUCAACUCUUUGAUUUACGCAAGACUGAUUCAGAUGAAAAUAGGUAUGCUUCCGAGGAUAGAUUAUGUGACUUUGUUAUCAUAUGCACGGGAAAGUCAGAGAGGCACAAUUAUAAGGCAGCAGAUGAGAUGAAAAGAUACAUUAAGCAUGAGCAUAACCAUUUAUCAAAAUUAGAGGGUUUGGUGUCGGGUGUAACUAGCCCCGUAGAAAGAAGAAGAAUGUUAAGGAGAGCAAGAAAAGGGCCUCUUGCAACUGAUAACGACUAUGGUAAGGCCCCCAAUAGCUGGGUUAUGUGUGAUACCGAAAUUGACAACAUUAUUGUUCAUAUACUUACGAAGCAAAGGAGGGAAGAGCUUAAUUUGGAAUCUUUGUUUACCUCUCAAGAUGAAACUGGAGACACCAAGAGAGAUGUAUCCAACUUAACAUCAGAUAAUAUAUUUAGUGGAAUCAGACGUCAUUUCCAUACCAAAAGUGCAUUUCAUGAUGAGAAAUCGAUAGCUUCAAGUGCUAGUUUGAAGGAUUUGGUAAAGAAUUUAUUGAACGAACAAAGUGCAAUCUCGACUGCAAUACUUUAUUCGUACCUAGGUAAAUGCGAUGCGCUAUUCGAGAAUCCAAGUCUUGAUGAUUAUAAUGUGAAGUAUGAACUUUAUAAAGCAAUGCAUUUAAUAAACCCUGAAGUGGUCUCUUUCGAGAAGGCGGAGUCAGCAAUAUUAGAAAAAUAUAGCUCUUUGCCUAUUGCAUUGAACAGUGACGUAGAUUUUGAAAAUGAAAGGUUGAACGACGUUUUGAAGUAUAUGAAGCUUUUAAUCGAUUCCCCAGAACUCAGAGCUCAGUUCGAGGAAAAUAAGUAUUUAUAUUGUGAUGCAUUGUGCGAUAAGCUAUCAGACUUCGUUUCUGUUUUGUUUCGAUUUUCAAAUCAACAGUUGAACCUUGCGUCCCAUCCGGAAUUCAUUAUGUUGCUUUGGCAUUUGUCCUAUAUUGAAAUAGGGCAUAAGAUUAUUGGGUCAAGAGAUAUUGAUGAGGUUCUUUACGGAAAUCAGCCUCUAGAAUCAAAAGAUUCUAGCCCCUCCAUAGCUCAAGCAGGUAAUAGAGCAAGAGAUAUCCGAGAUCUUAUAAAUAUAUACAAUGAAGUUGCCGACUAUUUUCCUACUAUGUCGCUUAAAGAAUUGCAACUUUUUACCUACGGUAAUGCAGGAAACUGGCCGAAAUUCUGGAGGGAGUGGGAAAUAUCUUUCAAUUUGAUCCCUUCGCAAGUGUCCAAUUCAGGUACUCUCGUACGGAACUGGGUCAGAAUAGCAAUUUAUUUAGCAAUGCGGAAUGAUAAGACUGCUCUGCUUUACUUUCUUAAUAACUAUUGGUCUAACUCCACCUCUAUUGCUCGUUCUUUUAUCAGAGAUUUCAAGACGAACAACGAAACAUUUAAUUCGAAGAAAGAACAAAAAAGCUUUCAGGAAGCUAUCACUAGAAUACUCAAGUUGGUUAGUCGAGACGAGCAUCCUGGUUUUCCUCAUGUCAGGGCUUUCAUAGAGGAACUCAAUUAA
This is a messenger RNA of Priceomyces carsonii, 1890 nucleotides long. RefSeq lists its product as uncharacterized. Bases 1 to 1890 code for a protein of 629 amino acids. The transcript has a single exon. Gene Ontology annotation, cellular component: mitochondrion. Gene Ontology annotation, biological process: mitochondrial gene expression; mRNA stabilization. The record is from RefSeq and is a predicted model, not a curated record. Lineage: Eukaryota; Fungi; Ascomycota; Pichiomycetes; Serinales; Debaryomycetaceae.